ACGCUGCUUCUUCCCGCCGCGCCGCCAGCCGCCAGCCGCCAGCCGCCACUCCACCAAUCCCCACCAACCCCUCCCCCCCCUCCUCCUCCAAUCCCGCUAUUUCCCAGCCGAAUCCACCCAAUUCCCCCCAGAAUCUCAUUGAUCCUCCUCCGGCCCUCCUCGCGCCGCGCAGAAUUUUUUCCGCGGUUUUUUAGCCGCCCCAAUCUGACCAUUUCUCUCUCCUCUCUGCGUUGCGCGCGCGGGUUCGCAGGAGCGCGGCGGCGAGCGGAGCGACCAUGAGCAUGGCGUUCUCCUGCGCGGGCGCGCGCCUCCGCGGCCGCUGCGGCAUCGGCGCCGCCAAAUGCCGGCCCGCGGCCGACCUCCUCGUGCGGCGGGGCAGCUGCUUCCGCCCGAGCGCCCGGAGGUGGGGCGCCGCCAGCGCCAGGGGAAUCCGCGCCGACCUCCCUCCGCCGCCGCCGCGUGCGAGCGCGGAUGGCGGCGCGGUCACCUCUGGCCCGGCCGUCGCGGUGCCCGAAGCGGGGGACUCUACCGAGCAAGUGGCCGCGGUGGCCCAGCCUGUCUCCAUUCCGGAGAGGCACGGUAAGGCGGGUGGCGCUGAUGUUGAUGACGGGGCUGGCGGGAACGGCAAGUACCCGCCCGGCGGCGGCGGCGGGGACGGAGAGGAUGGCGGGGGCGGGGGCAGCGGGGGUGACGGCGAGGAGGGGGAGGACGAGUUCGGGCCCAUCCUGAGCUUCGAGCAGGUGGUGCAGGAGGCGGAGAAGCGAGGGGUCAGCCUGCCCAGCUUGCCUGCGGACAUGGUCGAGGCGGCCAAGAGCGUCGGUAUUCAGAAGCUGCUGCUGCUUAGAUACCUGGACAUGCAGGCGUCGGCAUGGCCCCUUGGUCCGGCCAUUAGGUCCUGCGCGCUUCUCCGGAACAGGAUGCUGGUUGAUCCUGCAUUCCUCUUCAAAAUCGGGACGGAGAUAGUUAUCGAUACGUGUUGCGCGACAUUUGCUGAGGUUCAGAAGAGGGGGGAGGAGUUUUGGUCAGAGUUUGAGUUGUAUGCAGCGGAUAUGUUGGUAGGAGUAGUUGUUAAUGUAGCUUUAGUUGGCAUGUUGGCACCAUAUGCUCGAUUUGGUGGUGGAUCUGCAUCACAAGGUCUCCUUGGGCGUGUUAGGCAUGCUUAUGAUGCCCUCCCAAGCAGUGUUUUUGAAGCUGAAAGGCCAGGAUGCAAUUUUUCUGUACAACAACGGAUUGGGACAUACUUUUUUAAGGGAGUUUUAUAUGGCUGUGUUGGAUUCUUUUGUGGUAUUGUGGGACAAGGGAUUGCUAAUUUGAUAAUGACUGCCAAAAGGAGUGUUAAGAAGUCAGAGCAUGAUGUACCUGUUCCACCUCUUCUCAAAACUUCUGCUUUGUGGGGUGUAUUCCUCGGUGUUUCUUCCAACACACGUUAUCAGAUUAUUAAUGGACUAGAGCGCUUGGUUGAGGCAUCACCUGUUGCCAAGCGUGUCCCAGCUGCUUCUCUGGCGUUCACUGUCGGCGUGCGCUUUGCCAAUAAUGUGUAUGGAGGAAUGCAGUUUGUUGACUGGGCGAGAAUGACUGGCUGCCAGUGAGUUGCAAGCUUUCAUAUUUUCGUGCCACCAUUCACAGUGAUGCUGCUGUUUGUUGUUCCACCCACAUUCGUCGAAUUUUCACCGUCACAAGUUAGAGACGUGAUAUCAAUAAUUGCUUGGGGUGCAGAAGAUCUCAAAAAUAAAAUGUGAUAGUUCGUCACAGUGAUUCUGGGUUUGAGUGGAGCUAGCAUUGUGAGUGCUUAGGCAGGAUAGAACCAUAAGAGAUAGAAUCGUUUGUUUUCUUGUUGAAGAUGUCGCCCUCUUGAUUCGGGUAGCCGGAUCUGCUUGAUUGAAAUGGCUUUGCCUCCGUAGUAUUUA
Molecule: messenger RNA, 1907 nt
Organism: Panicum hallii
Lineage: Eukaryota; Viridiplantae; Streptophyta; Magnoliopsida; Poales; Poaceae
Product: protein RETICULATA-RELATED 1, chloroplastic-like
Exons: 8
Coding region: 276-1589 (437 amino acids)
Biological process (GO): plant organ development
Cellular component (GO): chloroplast inner membrane
Source: RefSeq, a predicted model, not a curated record